AUGGAUCGUCUCAACAUCACGUUCGGCGUGGAACUGGAGAUCCUCUGUGUCUAUCCCAAGCAGGCGUUCAUCGGACAGUGGCCUGGUCUUGUCCCAGGCGAAGACGACGACCAUGUCAAAGCUGACCGUGCGAUCCACUAUUUCCUAAAUCUCAGCGGAAUCCCUGCUGUUGGUUUGGAAGAGCCUGGCUCGGUAGAGAACGAAAAGCCGCACACUGCGUGGAACGUAGAAAUGGAAGAUGGCCUGGAUCUAUCAGACGCAGAGACCCAGGCGAUCCCAGAAGGCCACGAGCUCGUCGUUGUUGAGCUCGCGUCGCGAGUCUUCAAUUCUCUGGCCGACGGUCGAGAGGGCGUAGCUGCCGUGCUCAAGGUUCUCUUCGACAUGGAAGAGACGUACAGAUGUAGGUUCUACACUAACAUGAGCACAGGCUUCCAUGUGCACGUUGGCAAUGCUGGAAAAGACUUGCCCUUCCAUACCGCGCAACGGAUCAUGCAACUCAUGACCGCUCACGAGCGAGCCUUUGAUUCUCUGCACAGUGCUAAUCGUAUCCUUGCUCCCGCACAUCCGGACUCCUCUUCCGACAAGUACUGCGGUGCUCCGCUCUACGCGCCAUUGUCAUUCUUCCACCGGAUGCGUCACGGAGAGACUUCAUCGUCGGCUCUGCAAUGGCUCCAUGCCAUCCAACGUGCACAUUCCAUAGCCCAACUCGGAAAGCUCUACGAGAUACCAUACAACGGAGUCGAAGACAUCAUGAAUGGCAAGAACUCCACCCUCAACUUCGACAACUCCUUCGCCGACCCCGAGCAGGAUCGCUAUGAUGUAGACCUCAAACACACCGUGGAGUUCCGACAGCACACGGGUACGCUAGACCAGCCCACCAUCUUGAAUUGGGUCUCGCUGCUCGUCUGUGUGGUGGAAUUCUGCCACACGGCCGACGACGCAACUUUCAUCCACCUCCUCGUCCAGGCCGCAAACUACAAAUUUGAGCUCCGCGAACUUCUGCAAGCUCUGCGCGUUGAAGAAGGUGCCAUGCGACACUACCUGGGCGAAGAAGACGAUCACCUAGGUGAGCUUCCUCCACCCCUGGCCAGAGUCGAGCACGACGAAGCCGCUCCACCGCUCGCCCGCCUAUCAGAGGCAAACGACGCCGAAGUGGGCAAGAACUCGGAUCCCACCUGCGUGCGUGAAAAGGUCGACGGCAAGUGGCGAGACCAGUACUACGGAUGGGACCCCACCCUCACCGCCGCGCCCGUGGACCAGCAACGCAUCCGAUGGAUGCUGGAGCAAGCCCUCCGCCGGAUCGGUCCUUCCGAUCGACGACGGUACAUGACGAGCGAGAUGCAGAGGUCCGAAGCCAUUUGCCUUGUCCUGGAGAAGUUGGCCUCCAUCUACGCUCGCAUGGACAACUCGUUGCUCGUGGAGAACUUGGAUCGUAUCGUGGUGGAGGAAUGCCUCGACUGGCAGUGA
Molecule: messenger RNA, 1467 nt
Organism: Lecanosticta acicola
Lineage: Eukaryota; Fungi; Ascomycota; Dothideomycetes; Mycosphaerellales; Mycosphaerellaceae
Source: the annotation of a GenBank genome assembly